Molecule: messenger RNA, 2518 nt
Organism: Heterotrigona itama
Lineage: Eukaryota; Metazoa; Arthropoda; Insecta; Hymenoptera; Apidae
Source: the annotation of a GenBank genome assembly
AUGACAAUGGUAAUAACAAUAACGAUAAAUGAUAUCGAUAAUGGAACAGAUUAAAGAAAAAUGAAAAACUGCGCAAAUGAGGAAAGAGAACGCGAAGAUAGAAUGAAAGAAUCGGAGAAAAAGUGAAAGUGAGAAUGAGAGAGAGAGAGCGAGAAAAAGUUUAUCGAAAGACAGAAAGAGUGUGUGUUUAAGCUAGAUGAUUGUCUAUAGUAUAAACGAAGGCGUACGUUAGGUAGCCUUGAUGCUAUUUAAACAGACUUAAUUAAUGUAUUGCAAAUGAAUUAAUAAAGUGUAAGCGAAGCGUGUAUCUGUACAGUGAAAUCUUUUCUCUCAAUUAUUUCAAAUAUUAUUAGUUCAUAUUUUUGCUUUAAAUGUUUCAUUUUGAACUUUUUACUUUUUAUACCUACUAACUUUAGUUAGUAAUACGCAUUUGUAUUUCCCGCGAUUGCCAUAUAUCGAGUUUCUCACUCGAGAUUUAUCUUCAUCACGUCGUUCAGCAUGAAUGAAAGUUCAUAGUACACACACACAUAUAUAUCGCAUAUUAUAUGCGUAGUAUCUACCAUUCUUAUCGGUAGAGAGGUUAGAAAACGUUUUAAAGUACUUAAUAUUUUUUUGUUUUGUACUAUUUGCCGUAUUUUGUAUAUCAAUUUUUUAAGCAGCAUGCGAUGACGACUUUCAAUCAUCUUCGAAGAUCUGCCAGUAAGUCAAUUUUUAAUAGCAUUUAAUUCCGUUGGAAUUCGUAGACUACGAAUACAUAGAAAUGUCAAUAAAUGCCAACUAAAAUUAACAAAACAAAAAACAAAUCUUGUCAUCAUUUUCGUAUACACAUGUCUUACUCUGAAUGAUUUCACAGAAUUAUUGAAUGAUUAAUUAAUCAUUAGUUAACUAAUGAUCUUGAGACAUUAGUUAACGUAAUUCCGCGUUUUGCAACUUGCAUACAUGAAAUUAAUAAAUAGGACGAUAAAGUAUGUAAAUGAUAGAUUAGUAAUUCAAUAUUUAUUAAAAGAUUCAAAAUGAAAUAUUAGUUUUUUCAGAUAUAUCUACAAUAUUUUUUAUUUUAAUGUUCUUGAAAAAUCAAUUAUUUAAUUUGCACCUUGUAUCUUUUUCAGAAGCUGUGCAAUUUCUACAACCACACAAGUACAGUGUUUACAAUAAUCUUAGGUUAUUCUUACGAAAUGAAUCGAGCUUCGUACCGAAACGAGUGCUUAUUGUGGCAAAACUGUCACGAUAUCAUUUUGAAAAAUUACGAGAACCAAACUUGAAUGACGAACAAUUGAAAUUAAAAUUACUGGAAAGAGGAUCUGAUUAUGAUACAAUGAUAGCUAGUCAUAUGGCAACCAAAUAUGUAAAAAAUCAAGUAAUCGAAGUUUUGAAGAAAAUGAAUAUAGAAUAUAAAAUAAUAAAUAGGCAAAAUCUAGACAGCUCAAAUUUUAGUUGGGCUGAUCUAAUUCUUCCUAUUGGCGGGGAUGGCACGUUUCUAUUGGCAUCAAAUAUGAUAUUUGACAACAAGAAACCAAUAAUUGGUAUUAAUUCGUUUCCGGAAAGGUCUGAAGGAUAUCUUAUGUUACCAUCGAAAUAUACAACAAGGAUACCAGAAAUUUUUGAAAUGUUAAAAGCUGGUCACUAUGACGUAGUCAUGAGACGAAGAAUUCGUACUACGAUAAAGGGAGAUAAUAUUUGGGAGUCUCCUUUCCAUUCACAUGAAAAGGGUCGCGUUGUAGGUGAAGAAAAGUAUUUAUAGCAGAAGUACUUUCUGCUAGAACAAGUACCUUACUUAUAAAUGUGAAUAAUGAAGAAAAAUAUCAUUUGGUGAAAAGUUCUGGCUUGUGUGUUAGCACAGGAACAGGAUCAACAUCUUGGUAUAGAUCUAUAAAUAGUGUUAGUCCACAAGUAGUAAAAGAAAUACUGAGGCUUUUAAAUAAGAGAGAAUUUAGUAAUGAAGAGAUUGAACAAAUCUGUUCUACUUUCAAUGCUACCUUAUCUUUUCAUGCUGAGGAAUUAAAAUUAUGUUAUACUAUAAGAGAUCUAAUAGUGACUGACAUAUGGCCUACGCCAAAAUGUCUACAUCCCCGUGGAUUUUGUAAUAAACUAACAGUAGUAUCGAACUGUUAUGAUGCUGGAAUAGUUCUUGAUGGAGGUAUAGCUGUGCCAUUUAAUUUUGGAACUACUGCAAUAUUGGAGACUCAUCCUGAAGAUUCUUUACGAGCGUUAACUCUUCCAGAAUGAUAAGAAUUUAUUUCGAAUAAAAAUCUAAUUCAUAUAGUUUAAGAAAUUGGGAAAUAGUUUAAAUAGUUUUGAUUUAUUAAAGAUUAAAUGCAGUAUGUAAGUUCUACAUUUGUAUCUCAGAAUAUUUUGGAAUUUUAUAAAAUGCAUUUAAUUUGAUAUUCAUAUUGUGUACAGUUAAAGAUUAGUACUGGUGUGAUCCAUUUUCCAAUGAAUAGUAAUAAAGUCAAUGUAAUAAUAUAUAUGUAAUAUAAGAAAAUUUUUAUGAAAUUGUAUUUCAUAAGAACAAAGGAAU